AUACACGACAUGGCAACCUCACAGGUGUCCUGUGAACCUGUCUCUCUUUGUUUCCGGUUAGCCACAGCAUGCGAAGUUGUUCUACGGCGUCACCAUGAACACCAUGUUCAACGAUGUUCACCUUCACCGAUAUCAUCCAAAACGAUGACUCAAAGAAUUUACAAACAUCUAUAUUUUGUCGUAUUCGAGUGAGAUGUGAUGCACCAUUAUUCGUAUAACACAACAAUUGUUUAGACGACUAUGAUAUCGAUUUGAUCAAUUACCAAAUAAUUUCAAAUUCUUGAUCCACGUAAAGACUAUUUAAAAGUGAAAAUAUUAGAAAAAAAAACAUUUCACACCGUAGAAACGUUACAAGAAUACCCCGCGGACGUUCUGUUCACAUUCAACGUCUCAGGAAUAUUUGGUGCUGUGUGCGAUAGCAUGGUCACUUUCUUGCCUGAGAUUAUAGGAAGCUGACGCACAUAACGUGCAGACUUUUACCUAUCUUCAACGGCGCACCGUCAGUUGUGGAUUAUAUAUUUUUAUCUAAAGACGAUUAUAAGUCAUAGACUGUCAAUUGUAUCAAAAAUCUUUAUUAUUUCAAACGAACUCAUAGUAUGCAUACAUUUAUAAAAUACAAUAUUAAGUCUUCUCUAUUCUUUCUAAAAAUGGUUGAUGCAUAUCGUUACCGCGUUAACGUACCGACGUAACAAACGAAUUCCUGAUUGGUGUAACAUUAAACAUAGAAGCCUGUUUGAAAAUACAGUCGAUUAACGUAAGAUUCAGUAUGCGAGUGACCCUCCAACGAGAAAGAGUGCUUCUGACUUGAAAUCACUACGGCAAUCAGAAAAAAAUAAACUUGCUCUAAAAGAUGUUAAUGUAUUUUUUUCUUCUGUUGAACACUCAGCAUCUCAUUAUUUUAGGCUUGUUCGAAUCUCCAAUUCCUGAAGAUUCAGUGACGGAAUCUUUCGUAUUCCAAGAUAUCGAGUACUUGCUCUGUGGCUAUCGCGUUACCUGGGAUGAAGCACAUAUAAUUUGCUUAAGUUAUAAAGCCCAACUGGCCACUCUUGACUCUGAACCGAAAAGCGAUUUCGUUGUGCGAGCCAUCGCCGAGAGUAAUUUUGGAUUCGAUGACUUUUGGAUUGGUGCUCGUUCGGAUCUGGCAGGUUCCUGGUAUUGGGUGUCAAGUCAGCAAAGGCUCGCCACUGAGAAAUCACUAUACGAGAAUUACCCACCGUGGUAUCCGACUUCUCCUCCGAGAAAGAUGCAGUGCUUGACGAUUGAUAGAAGAAAUCACGACUUGCCAAUUUUCGUUCCUUUAUCGUGCAGUCGGUUCAGGCCUUUUGUUUGUCAAAAAGAUGAGAAUGCGAUGUUCGCUAGAAAAAUUACCAUGAUUGCUAUGACGCGAGUUGGCGACGAAGAGUUCACGGUAUACUCGGCACGUGUCACCUGGGCAGAAGCCGUUGUUCAGUGCCGCAAGGAGAAGCUCCAAAUCGCUGAAGUGAAAAGCGUAGUGGAGGCUCACGCCCUGGCGUUGAGCAUGUUGCGUGCCAGACCUGAAGGUAUAGAGAACGCUUGGAUCGGCGGAUAUCUAAAGGACGCUACCUGGACGUGGUUGCCCUCCGCCAAUGAAAUUAAUCAGGACACUGGAUUGUGGCGUAACGGCAGCAAGAGUUUUCACGAGUGCCUGAUGCUCGACAGACACAUAUGCGAGACGCCGGUGUAUCUGGAGGCGAAAUGCGAUCGGAAACGCGACGUCAUCUGUCAAAAACCUAGUAGGAGAUCUCUCGGUAAAGCACCAGUCCUCGUAUCUAUCGAAGGAUGCACAUAUUGGCUCGGAUUUAAUCCGGUGCAGUGGCUCGCGGCACGAAGGUCUUGCUCUGAAUUGAAUGCUACUUUGGUUCUUUUGGAUUCGGAGAGGACUAUAAAACAGAUGAUGAAAUUAAUGCUUGAGAACAGAAACGGUAAAAUAGUUUAUUAUUUUUCUUUAUUCUAUGAAACACUUGGUGCACCUAUGUGUGUUUGUUGCUCGUCUAUAGAAUUGAAACACGUAUGGACGGAUGGCCGACGUACGAGCAGCCCUCUACGUGAUUCUUAUGAUAGACUCGAGGGCGAAUGGCUGUGGGAGAGCACGCAAGAGCCUAUUCCUCGGGCUGGAGAGAGUUUCAUUCCCUGGUGCAAUACUGAGAGAUAUAAUAAUGGCACCGAAUGCUUGAAUUUAGAUAGGGAAGAUUACGACAGCCCGAUAGUCUAUGGUCUGGAUUGCAACCAGAGUCAGACUUACGUUUGCCAACCGUUAUCAGGUCCAUGCGUAUCCCACAAAAUUGGUUCUCCAUCCAUCGUUGACAAUAUUUCCUCAGAGCUUCUUUCUUUGACAAGAGAGGCAACGGCUUUGAAAGUCUGGCCUCCGUAUCAGUCAAAGACCAGUGAGACGCCAAUUGCAACUCUUCGUGAGAAUACUAUAAAUGCUAAUACUUUUCAUAUUACUUUAACUUUACCAAGCAGUACGCCAUACCCGAACGUCCAAGGAUUUGCUACGUUGCCCUCGAGUGGACUUUGGCAGCAGGUCAAUGAAAGUUCACUGAAUAAUUCGAAGGUCAAUAUUGAACACAUCAGUCACAAUAACGUUGGUGCGAUUUCCAAGACUGGACUCACAGAUUUUCUUCGCCCAUAUUUCCAGUUGUCAUUUCCGACUCUACCACAAUUCGGUAUAAAGCUCGUGAGUGCUCAGACUGCAGAUGCAUUCUCGAUUCUAAAAGAGAAACCACACGAGUCUACCGACAAAACUACAAAAACUCCCUUCGACAUUUCUCCAUUGGGGCAACGUUCUACGACCGCAAAAUCUACUACGAUUUCAUUAUUAGCAUCGACUGUACUGUCCGAUGCUGAUUUUGAAAUAUCAAGAAAAUUGCUGGACUUCGUAACUCAUUCUAGUACGGACCACACAAGUACUACAGACAGCGAAAGGAGACGUACUGAUCAGGAUUCAGGAAUCCACACGAAAUUGGCAGAUUCCUCUAUUAAUAUACCAGCGUUUAAAUCUACAACGCAUUUGCUGAACUUCGUAACUCAUUCUAGUGCUGACCACACAAGUACCUCAGACAACGAAGGGGGACCUACUGAUCAGGAUUCAAAAAUCCAAACGAAAUUGGCUGAUUCCUCUAUUAAUAUAACAGCGUUUAAAUCUAAAACGCAUUUGCUGGACUUCGUAACUCAUCCUAGUGCUGACCACACAAGUACCUCAGACAACGAAGGGGGACCUACUGAUCAGGAUUCAAAAAUCCAAACGAAAUUGGCUGAUUCCUCUAUUAAUAUAACAGCGUUUAAAUCUAAAACGCAUUUGCUGGACUUCGUAACUCAUCCUAGUGCUGACCACACAAGUACCUCAGACAACGAAGGGGGACGUUCUGAUCAGAAUUCAGGAAUCCACACGAAAUUGGCAGAUUCCUCUUUUAAUAUAGAAGCGUUUAAAUCUACAACGCAUUUGCUGGACUUCAUAGCUCAUUCUACCGCUGACCACACAAGUACCACAGACAACGAAGGGAGUCGUACUGAUCAGGAUUCAGGAAUCUACACGAAAUUGGCUGAUUCCUCUAUUAAUAUACCAGCGUUUAAAUCUACAACGCAUUUUCUGGACUUCAUAGCUCAUUCUACCGCUGACCACACAAGUACCACAGACAACGAAGGGAGUCGUACUGAUCAGGAUUCAGGAAUCUACACGAAAUUGGCUGAUUCCUCUAUUAAUAUACCAGCGUUUAAAUCUACAACGCGUUCACAAAAAGAGCCAAUGUCGAAUGCCUACAACGGGGAAGUAGACCUGCGAUUGUCCGAACAUAAUGUUUCCGAGAACGCCGACGAGACCUAUUUACCGUACUUAUCAACAUUACCGAUGAAUCUCGAAUCGACAACAGUGUCAUCGGGUCCAGCAGUAGUCGAAAUCAACACGAUCUCCAGUUCAGUGCCGACUAUAUCUACUAGAAGAAUGGAAAACGUGACUAGUGAAAAGCAUUCGAAUAGCGAAAUGGUUUUGUCGGCCAAGAGCGAAUUACAACAAGUGACGAAUAGCUCGAAGAGCGUUGAAUCAGUUAAUUCUAUUGUCCCGAAUAACCGUUGGGACUAUGAGCAGAAAAAUGAGAAUGCCAAUGGCUACAAUUCCUCCAAAGUGCCAGCUGGUCCAAGCACGCCAAAGAUGUCAUCGUCGAUGUAUACGUUGACAAAUUGGACCACGGAUACCCUUAAUGCAAGCAGUCAACCAAUUGAUGAUCAACAUCAAACGUUCCUUCAGUCAUCCCCUACGGCAUCACGGUCAACUUCCAGUAGCUCAAGUUCGACGGUUACAAAUUCUUGGGACAUCAAGACAAAGGCGUAUUCCAUUGACGAGACGGUAGACUGGGAAAGUGAUACUGACGUAAUAUUCCAGAAAAAGAUAACAAAAUCAACGAAGAAUCCUUUGGAAGCAACUAAGAAAAUUGUUUUUGAGCACGAAAAUAUAGAGGACGGUGGUACGGUAUCGUGGGAAGGCAUUGGGUCUCCUAAUAAAAAGAAAAAUGGGAAAAAAUUGAAGAAUCCAUUCGAAGUUCACGAUGAUGCAAUGAAUUUUCAACGAGAAGAGGAAGAAGAAGAACAAGAAGAAAAGAAAGAAGAUGGAAAUAAUCUGUACGACGAUGAACCUGAGCCCAUCGGACGUCCCGCAGUAACAAAGUCCUAUAUUACGAUAACAGGUGGAAUAAGGAAAAAUUUUGAAGGCGUCACUGAAUUUAUGCAUAAAAAGGACACAGAGAAUGAGAAUUAUAAGGUCGAAGACAAGGCACUGCUCGUACAAAAAUUAUUACUUCAGGCGAAGAGCAAGAACAAUAAAUUGAAAAACGCAAAUGAUCGGAGAGUCGAGCAAACUACUAUUCCUCAGAGCAGAAAAAUGAACGUCAAGGCGUUUUCCCUUCGACCUUAUUACGUUGCAGAGCGGCCCCUCAGUCUUAAUUUCAGUUCAAAUGGCGGAUCUGAUGAAACACGAAUUCUACCUAUUUAUGGCGCCAGACACGAAACUGCGACAUCAACUAUUGAUGAGGGAACAGCAAUUAUUGGUGAGGAUGGUCGGGCGGAUCAUUAUACUUUCUCACAAAAUUCCAAGUUAAAAUCGACGAAUUUCGAGAUGUCGAACAUUUGGGAUUUGAUAAACGACGUAAAAAUUGACUUCAACACGAAUACCUUAUCAAGUUUUCUCCAACAUCACAAUGUAUUAAAUAGCAUGGACGAAUUCAAAAUUAAUUUUAAUGGAAACCCAAUUAGAGUCCGGAUUAAGAAAAGUCCACCGGAUGAUCCAUCCGCACUCUCUGAAUCAACCAAACUCACCAGAGCGUACAGGAGUAUGACGAAUGAGAAUACCGGCUCCUCCGAUUUCCUUCAACUUUUCUUAAGGAUCAAUAAAAAGCCAAAAAAUUUCCAAAAAUCGCCAAAUUUAUUCCAUAAUUUGUCAAAAAAUUCGAGUCUUGCAAACGACUCGUUAACGCGAACUGCUGAGCUCUAUUUGAAUAUCCAUAGCUAUCCGUUCAGUAGCAAUGCCUAUACGAGACCAAUCAGGGAACCUGAAAGCAUUCGACUGAAUUUAUCAAAGAAUCCUCCCUUACUCCUCGAAAAGUUAUUCAAUCCAAGAAAUGAGCCUGACGACUUCUACUACAGUAUAUUUGAAAGUAUGAUGAACAGUGGCCAACUUAUUGGUCUGAAUAGAAAGAGAUAUCUUCUCUACUUGGUUUUGCGGCAGUUGAUCAAUAUGACGGAAGCGGAUUUGAAACUGUACAAUUCCGAGAGUUUUACGUCGAACGGCUUACUGCCAAGAGAUUCCUUGAUCGAUUUCCAAAAAAGGGUACAUCAGGUUAUCGGUCAAUGGAAAAAUCCGAAAAGUGUACUUUCGCAGAGAUCCCUGAUGGAUGAGACGGACCCGAGUAAUCCAAGUGUUAACGAGAAUUCUGCAAGUCCUAUUAAUGAAAACAAAAUACCUACACUUUUUAUAAGGGCAAGUCUUGGCCUCGAGAAGAAUUCGACGAAUGAAAAACCUUCAAGGAAUCUUAACCGCCACUGAUCGUCCCCUAUCAUUUAUAGAAUAAGAAAGGCUGUAAUAAUAUAUUUGCCUAGAGAGAAUGUACAGGCAAAUGUACUUUCCCGAUGCUAAUUAAUUAUUAAGUAUACGAUGUGAGAGAAUUAAUUACAUGUCUUAACGAAUCGC
This is a messenger RNA of Cephus cinctus (wheat stem sawfly), 6199 nucleotides long. RefSeq lists its product as uncharacterized. The transcript is spliced from 7 exons. The record is from RefSeq and is a predicted model, not a curated record. Bases 851 to 6055 code for a protein of 1734 amino acids. Lineage: Eukaryota; Metazoa; Arthropoda; Insecta; Hymenoptera; Cephidae. Gene Ontology annotation, biological process: biological process involved in interspecies interaction between organisms. Gene Ontology annotation, molecular function: carbohydrate binding. Gene Ontology annotation, cellular component: external side of plasma membrane.